AUGUUUGAGCACUCACAGUUGGUUGGUGGUACUUGGCCGUGGGCAUACCCAGCUUUAUGCUUCUCAUGUGGUUACUUUGCAUAUGAUCAGUGGGAUAUGCUGCACUACCGGUUAUACAGUGGAUUGAUUCCUUCCAUCCUUGUGCAUCAUCUGUUGCUAUUGGUUUGCUUCACUCUUGCUUUAUACCGAAAUAUUACUAUCAACUACCUUAUUCUUACUCUCAUUUGUGAGCUGCCAGUUAUGUAUUACACUGAUGAUGAACUCAUUAUGUCUAUACAGCUACAUCCCAUAUUUUUACAUGUGAGGAAAGUAAGACAGAUGGCUGGGAUUCGUGAUGCCAAGAGUAGAAUUGUUAGAGUGGAGUGGAUUCUCAAUUGGACCAUGUUUGUUCUUGCGAGGUUUGCAUCUCAUGUUCUGAUCACUGUCAAGCUGAUUAAAGAUGCUUCCAAGUUUGAAAAGGGCAUUGAGUUGCCACUUGCUUUGUUUGGGAUGUUUGGCAUGAACUUGCUUAAUUUUUUCCUUGCCAUUGAUCUCUUCAAGGCAUUCAGGAAGAGAAAACACCAGCACAGAUGA
This is a messenger RNA of Mangifera indica (mango), 573 nucleotides long. RefSeq lists its product as uncharacterized. The transcript is spliced from 2 exons. Gene Ontology annotation, cellular component: plasma membrane. Gene Ontology annotation, biological process: regulation of membrane lipid distribution; phospholipid homeostasis; membrane assembly. The record is from RefSeq and is a predicted model, not a curated record. Bases 1 to 573 code for a protein of 190 amino acids. NCBI's taxonomy places the organism in Eukaryota, Viridiplantae, Streptophyta, Magnoliopsida, Sapindales, Anacardiaceae.